Molecule: messenger RNA, 424 nt
Organism: Cylicostephanus goldi
Lineage: Eukaryota; Metazoa; Nematoda; Chromadorea; Rhabditida; Strongylidae
Source: the annotation of a GenBank genome assembly
GUUUCCAGCCAUGUCCGAAGAGGAAGAAGUGUACGCGUUUGUUUCAUGUUUUACCUCUGAAGAGGAGGAGGUUGAGGAGGAAGAAGUUGCCGAAGGUGGCGAGGAAGAGCAUCAUGAAGACGAGCACCCUGCUGAAGAAGAAAAACCUAAAAGCCGUCCUCCACAACAAGAAGAAAAAGCGCCCGCGGAGAUGACGGAGGCAGAAGCUGCCAUGCUAGCUGCCAAGAAACGACAUGAAGAAGAGGAAGCGAUGAAAAUGCAAGAUUAUGAACAACGACGUCAAGCUGAGAGGGAGCGAAUCGAUGAGGAACUGCGUGAACUGAAGGAGAAACAAGAGAAGAGACGUGCUGAGCGCGAAGAGGACGAAAGACAGUUUGCUGAACGCCGACGUCAGGACGAGGAGCGCAGAAGGAAGGAAGAGGUG